Messenger RNA from Cornus florida, 603 nucleotides. RefSeq names its product F-box/kelch-repeat protein At3g23880-like. The record is from RefSeq and is a predicted model, not a curated record. The coding region runs from base 1 to 603 and encodes 200 amino acids. The transcript has a single exon. NCBI's taxonomy places the organism in Eukaryota, Viridiplantae, Streptophyta, Magnoliopsida, Cornales, Cornaceae.
AUGGUCAUUGCUAAUGGAGUGUUACACUUGGUUGUUUUUCAACGCUACCUCUCAUCCGACUCUUCUAGUCAUUCCUCUUCGAAUUCAUCACAUAGUGAUAGUGAUAGUGAUGAUGUGACAUCUAGUGAAUCCGAGUCAUCCGACUAUUCAGUAACUUUAUCUUCUGAUGAAUAUGAGCAUGAUCCUGCUACACCAUAUGUGAUUGUUUACUUUGAUAUGGUGGAUGAGAAGUUCAAGGAGAUGCCACCACCGAAUUGUAUAAACGAAGGAGAUAUGUUUCAUUUGACUGUUAUGAGGGGAUGCCUGAGUUUAUAUUGUACUACCAUUGAUGGGGACCAGGUUGAUGUGUGGACUAUGAAGCAAUAUGGUGAUCAGAAUUCUUGGACCAAGUUAUUUGUCAUCCCGCAUGGGCCAGAAAUAAGAGAUCUAGAUUUUUUGAUGCCAUUGUGCGCUACAAAGAAAGGUGAAGUAGUGAUGUCAAAUGAUGAUGAAGGAAUAAUCAUUUAUAAUCCUAGAAAGAACAAGUGCAGGAGUCUUGAACUAUCAAAGUUGUGGGAUUCAAGCGUGGUUUUAUAUUUGGAUAGUUUAGUUUUGCCUAUUUGA